This is a messenger RNA of Corapipo altera (White-ruffed manakin), 2984 nucleotides long. It is a transcript of the gene RNF166, whose product is annotated as ring finger protein 166. The record is from RefSeq and is a predicted model, not a curated record. NCBI's taxonomy places the organism in Eukaryota, Metazoa, Chordata, Aves, Passeriformes, Pipridae. Gene Ontology annotation, biological process: protein polyubiquitination; ubiquitin-dependent protein catabolic process. The coding region runs from base 167 to 817 and encodes 216 amino acids. Gene Ontology annotation, molecular function: ubiquitin protein ligase activity. The transcript has 6 exons.
AAGAGCUGGGUAGGAAGGGACGUGAAUGCUGGGAUAAUUGGAUUUUGAGGACAGAACUGCUUUGCUUUGUGCCUGGAGGUGCUUUCCUGCACCUCCUCCCCACCUGGAUUCCUCAGCCACACUCCUGGGGAUAUAAGGACCUUGGAAGGAAGUGAUCUGGGCUCUAAUGUGCUCACUCCAUCCCUGCCUGUCCUGGAUACUCAGCACCAUUUUUGUUUGGCUCCUUUCAAAUCCAGUCUCGGAGCAGCAGAAUCAUCUGUUUUGUGGGGAAUGCCUGCAGCCCUGCCUGCAGGUGCCAUCCCCGCUGUGCCCACUCUGCCGCGUGCCCUUUGAUCCCAAAAAGGUGGAGAAGGCUUCCAGCGUGGAGAAGCAGCUCUCAUCCUACAAGGCUCCCUGCAGAGGCUGCAGCAAGAAGGUGACCCUGGCCAAAAUGCGCUCUCACGUCUCAUCCUGUGCCAAGGUGCAGGAGCAGAUGGCCAACUGCCCCAAGUUUGUUCCAGUUGUCCCCACAUCCCAGCCUAUUCCCAGCAACAUUCCCAACCGCUCGACGUUUGUGUGUCCGUACUGCGGGGCCCGGAACUUGGACCAGCAAGAACUGGUGAAGCACUGCAUGGAAAACCACAGAAAUGACCCCAACAAAGUGGUGUGCCCGGUGUGCUCAGCCAUGCCCUGGGGAGAUCCCAGCUACAAGAGUGCCAACUUCCUCCAGCACCUCCUCCACAGGCACAAGUUCUCCUACGACACCUUCGUGGAUUACAACAUCGACGAGGAGGCAGCGUUGCAGGCAGCCCUGGCUCUGUCCCUCUCUGAGAACUGAGGGGGAUCCCCCUCCCCGCCCCGGCUCCUUUUGCACACUUGGCCUUCCGGGAGACAUGGAUCCCAUGGGCAUCCCCGGAGCCCCACUGCUGCCUCUCUUCCCUCUGCUCUGGGGGCAAAUCCCACCUUGUUUCAGAAGGUGGAGUCUCCUCAUUGUCGUGGUGAUGAAGCAGAGACAUCUGGAGAGAGGAGCCGGCACUGAAGGGCUGGGAUCAAUCCUGGUUUAGGCAUUUCAUAUCCGUACUCGGAGCAUAUCCUUGUGUCCAAUCUAUUUAUUAUUAGAUGCUUUUUGGCACACUUGUCCUUGCUCUUUGUUGCAAUCAAAUAGGUACCUAAAACUGAUAUAUUUGAUGCAAAACACCCUGAUUUGGGACUGGUAUCAUCCCCAUCCUUUUAAAAAGGAGGAAAACAGCACGGAGCAUCUUUUUGUAAACACUCCAAGGAUUUUUCUAGAGAUGUCGGGCUGUCCUCACCCCUGUGCUGGAGGCAGGAGCUGCUUCCUUCACCUGAAUCCCGGGAUGAGACUUGCCUUCACAUUCCCCAUGAGGACAGCAGGUUUGGAGAAGUCCUCGGGGAUGGCAUCCAGCAUCCAGGGAAACUCUGUCCUCAUUUUAUACCGGAUCUUGGGAUACUAAAUCCUUGCGUUUUUCUACACGAACCGGCGUGAAGCCUUUUCCACAUUUUCUAGAGUGGGAUCAGAAGCUGUUCCUCUUCACACUGCAAUAUCUGUCACCCAGGACAAGAGUAUUUUUAUGGAACAUUAUUAAGAAAGUUUAUUUUUAAACAGGAAAAAACCCAAACAAAUGAACAUGUGGAUUUGGAAUGGGGCGGGAGGCAGGGACUGCAUCCCGGAGCGGCGGGUUGGACUCUCUGGGGUGGUGGGAAGUGCACAGGGGUCCUUUGUGGGUCUUCCUGGGCCAUUCCUGAGUCAUUCUGGGCCAUUCCCGGGUCUUUCUACGCUGUUCCCAGCUCUUUCUGGACCGUUCCCUUCCCUACUCAGAACUCCUCUACCUGUGAGGGAGCAGGCAGGAUCCUUGUGCCACACUGGCAAGGAGCAGCUGGAUUGUGUCCAGAUGAUGGGUGUGCAUGGGAUGUCUGUCCAUGCAGGAUCCCAGCUGGAACACUGAGCUGCUUAUCCCCAGAGAAGUAGGGGAUUGCAUCUCCCUUUCCCAGUCUUUCCCUGGGAAGAGGGCACUGUUGAUCCGAGAUGCUACGUAGCAUCCUGGUGACCCUUGGUCCCCUUCCUCUCUGCCCUCUCUGGAGUUGGCUCUGGAGGGCUAGGAGAGGAUGGGAGGGAGAUGGCACCAGUGAUGGGGUGAGCCCAAGGUCCCAGUGAUGGAGCUGAGGGAGGGGGUGGUGCCCAAGAUCCCCUGUGCUGCCUUCCAGCAGGAUUUGCAGGGAAAAGGGGUAGGAGAGGACCCCUCUGCAUCUCCCUGCUCGGAGAACUCCCAAGGCUUAUUCAAGACCUGGCUCCAGCUCUACUCUAGCAAUACCUGCUUGUUUUUUAUUUUGAUUUUAGUAGUACUGGAUGUUUUUGGCAUCUGCAGCCCCAGGAGGAAGGUGCAGACACCCUCCACUCCCCUUGCAGGGCAUGGAAAGGGCUGGAGCUGCCCAGCUCUGCUCCCUGGAGCCAGGCCAGCAAGGAGGAAUAGGAUCUUCUCUUACCUGACCAGCAUUGCUGGCACCUGCCCAGCUUGGAGGAUGUUCCUGGUGGGCUGGAGAGCAUUGGCAUCUUCCCAAAGGGACUCGGGAGGGUUUACUUGUCCUGUUCUGAGCUGGGACCCUCAGUUCCUGGAGCAGCCUCCAUCCGAGCUCCUUGCUUUUGGGACAGGACUGUUAACCUCAGUCUCUUUCCUUCCUUCCUCUUCUUCCCUACUCUUUUUGUCCCACAGAGCCAGAGCAGGGGCAGCAACAGCUGCUUUUGUAAAGCACUUUAAGGCCCCAGGUGUGAGGGGUCAGAUCUGGCCGUGCAGGUCUGUGCCAGGGAUCCCUCCAUGCCAGGGAUCCUGCUGUGCCAGGGAUCCCACCGUGCCCAUCAGUGUGUCACUCACCACUUUUUUGCAUAAUUAGAACUUUUAAUGAGCCGUCCUGUUUUUGGAAAAAAAAUUAACUCGAUGACGUAUUUGUAGCAAACCAUUUUUCUCAAUAAAGGCAGUUUCAUCCAUGGG